AUGCGGAUACCGGUGCUCGAGGCGCGGAAAGGCGCGCUGGAGAAGAGAAUGAGCAAGAACCAGAAGUCGCUCUGGGUGAUUGCCAUCAUCGUCAUAAUCAUCUUCGUCAUCCUUGUCAUCACAUACCUCCUCACCCUCAAACUCCGCAAGGGCACAAUCAAAGCUCCGUCUCGCGGUAAACUGCCCUCGCUAUUCUCCAUCAAGAACUGGCGCAAGCGGCCCCGCCGGAACGAUUACUCGACGAGCCUCCAGGACAAUGAGCUGGAUGGGAAUGGCCGGCGCGAGAGCCGCGAUCGCGAGAUGAGCGGCGCAGCAGACCCGGAGAGGCAGAGUCCUGGAGAUGGUGCUGGCGUUGACCGUAAUACUUCGGUGCGUAGUGUGAUGACAUUACCGGCUUACUCGCCUGCCGCAAGGGAGAACGAGAGAAUCCUAGCCAGGGAGGGCGAAAGAGCAGGCAUCGAUACUGUGGUUGAGUUCCCCGAGGGCGUGGACGAGGAAGAGGAAAGAAGAGAAAAUGAGAUGGAGUCGCUAUAUCAGAUCCGGCUUGCCCGGCGCGCAGAAGCACGAGAACGGGAGGAGCGACGGCAGGCUAGGCGAGCAGCAAGAGCACGAGGGGAUUACGAGGCGCUGGCCGAGAUAAGGAGGAGAGCAGAACAGGCGGCCGAGGAAUCAUUAUCGCAGAUACUGAUCCAGGAGCACCAGACCGCAAACCGCGAACGGAGGGUAUCGAGUGUGCAAUACGGCGAUCUAGGAGUUGCAAGGCAUGACGGCACCCGGAUACGCGCGAACUCUUCAGAAAGCGACCAACGUCCUCUUCUCGACUCGGCAGCCUCCAUAUCGGGCCAGAGUGCUCGUUCCAGAGCCCUUAGCAACAAUACCCUACACACACACUAUCGCGGUCCUUCCGCCUCCUCCGUUCUCUCCGUAUCUUCCCGCGCUUCUGACGAAUUCGACUUCCCGGAAGCAGCUCCCUCGCGGACUAAUGACACCAACGACGACUUUGAGGUCGUCUCCCUAUCGCAUCCGCGCUCAAGAUCAGUGAGCAGAGUUGCUACGCCGAUACCUACCCCCAGCAUCGAGAUACCAAACGAAGAGGCACCAGCAUACGAGGACCCGCCGAAUUAUGAGAGCCCGGUUUCAACCAGGGCGCCGCAGCUACCCACCCUAGAACGACUGCCCAGCAUACAUGUCACUGCUGAACCUACACCCGUUGAUGGCCGCCCAUAUUCCCCUACUCCUCCCAGGUGA
This is a messenger RNA of Trematosphaeria pertusa, 1248 nucleotides long. RefSeq lists its product as uncharacterized. Lineage: Eukaryota; Fungi; Ascomycota; Dothideomycetes; Pleosporales; Trematosphaeriaceae. The transcript is spliced from 2 exons. The record is from RefSeq and is a predicted model, not a curated record. Bases 1 to 1248 code for a protein of 415 amino acids.